GAAGUAUACCUUCGAAAUGUUCCUUUCGUUUUCACUGUUCCCUUUCGUUUCCCCCAUUCAUUUUCACCUUCCCCGUUCAUUUUCACCUUCACCUUUCAUUUUACCCUUUUCACCUUUCGUUUUUCCUUUUCCCUUUUCGUUUUUCCUUUUAUUUUUGUUUCCUCUUCCCUUUUUGUUUCCUCUUCCCUUUUUGUUUACUCUUUCCUUU
Molecule: messenger RNA, 208 nt
Organism: Rhizophagus irregularis DAOM 181602=DAOM 197198
Lineage: Eukaryota; Fungi; Glomeromycota; Glomeromycetes; Glomerales; Glomeraceae
Source: RefSeq, a predicted model, not a curated record